CUUCAGCUUGCAAAGAUGGACAUGCAACCAGAUGUUAAAAUAAGCAACCUCGGCCUGCAUAAAGGGCACUGUGUGGAAGUGAGAGGACGUAUCACAAAAAAUGUUAACAGAUUUGCUGUUAAUUUGGGAAGAGAUGCCAAGAAUUUGAUCAUGCACUGCAACCCUCGAUUUGACUAUUCCGUGGAUAAAGACACCAUCAUUCUCAACGCAAAGAUAAAUGACGUCUGGGGGACUGAACAGAAGGAACCGGCGUUCCCAUUCAAGGCGGGUUCGGAAACCUUGUUGAUUUUUGAUUUUGACGACUGCAUAACUGUGCAUUUACCUGAUGGCAAAGAAAUUAAAUUCGCCUGUCGGUUCCCAAUAGAUGUGGUUAAUUACCUGGAUCUUUGCGGCCUUGAGCUCACUUCAAUCACAGUUCGUUAACUGAUUUGUAUGGAUAAAGCAAAGUCUUGAGAAUAUGACACUGGGCCAAUGACACAGAUAUGUAAUGAUCCUGAUAUAGAUUAACUAUAUAUUUCACAUAGCGUAGAAGGCAUAGGCUGCACCUCUUCAUCUGCUGUAAUGCUAUUGGCUGCUGAUUUUGCCAAAACACAGAUCUGCUGCGAAGUCAUUUCAUUGUUCUAUCCAUUGCUCAGCCUCUAAAAAAUGAGUUUCACCUAAUAUUUUAGAAUAUAUACAGUGUCUGAUCACAGUUGCUAAUACAUUAAGGAAUACAUUAAUUAAGCAUUUCCUAUGUGUGCAUUAUAUGCUUUUGUUAACAUAGGGCUGUGUGCUACCUGAAUAUUCACCUGCGCUAACAAUAAAGUCUUAUUGCAUCCA
Molecule: messenger RNA, 819 nt
Organism: Xenopus tropicalis (tropical clawed frog)
Lineage: Eukaryota; Metazoa; Chordata; Amphibia; Anura; Pipidae
Gene: lgals1.2
Product: lectin, galactoside-binding, soluble, 1, gene 2
Exons: 4
Coding region: 16-423 (135 amino acids)
Molecular function (GO): carbohydrate binding
Source: RefSeq, marked predicted